Molecule: messenger RNA, 609 nt
Organism: Brassica oleracea var. oleracea
Lineage: Eukaryota; Viridiplantae; Streptophyta; Magnoliopsida; Brassicales; Brassicaceae
Exons: 2
Coding region: 1-609 (202 amino acids)
Source: RefSeq, a predicted model, not a curated record
AUGUCUCCUUAUGAAGCGUUAUACAGAAGGCCAUGCAAAACACCUAUGUGUUGGACGGAAGUGGGCGAAAGGAGAAUGUUUGGGUCACCUAUCGUUCAGGAGACCAUGAUUAAGCUAGAGAUGAUUCAGACUAACAUGAAGAAGGCUCAGGACCGUCAAAAGAAGCACGCGGACCAGUCAAGAAGAGAGAAAGGGAAGGACAGAUUUGGCAAGGUCGGGAAACUUGCGGUCAGAUUCAUUGGUCCAUACAAUAUCAUCGGAAAAGUUGGUGAGGUUGCUUACCGAUUGGAUCUACCUGAGGAUAUGCAUCUACAUCCUGUAUUCCAAGUUUCCAUGCUUAGGAAACAUAUACAGAAUCCAAGUGCUGUUGAACCCGAGAGACUAGAGGAGUUGGGGACGAACCUUACGUAUCCGGAAGGACCAAUCAGAUUAGGAGAACGACGUAUUCGGAAGCUGAAGAAUCGUGAGAUUGCUCAAGUGCAAGUAUUCUGGGGAAGACAAAACAGGAUUCAUGUUACUUGGGAGGAUGAAGCGAGAUUUAAGGCCGAUCACCCAGAGUUUUUCCGAGAGGACGUUGUGAUGGAAGAAGGAAGCCCCUCAGAACCUUAG